GCGGGGUUAGAGCUGGGGGGAGAAAAAAAAAACCCUCAGAUAUCACACUCCACCACAUCUUGCGAAAGAACCCUGGAUUGAAUUGAGUUGGAACGAGAUGCAUUAGACUAGAGGAAUGGAAAUUAUCUCUCAAGGUUGUAGUGUUCUGCUCAAUACAGAGCGGUGUUUAAACCCAGCCCUUCACCUUUCCGGACACAGCCCCAGCCUUCUGCGCGGACAAGCGCGUUUGGUGCAGUAAUUCUCUGCUGCUUGAACAUAGCAAACUUUUGGAUCACAUCACAUCACAUCACAUCACAUCACAUCACGUAGAGCAGUCGGGAGGGAGGGAAUGAAAGUCUGUUCCGUUCCUCUCCCGGUUUUCGGAGAGCACUGCAGGAGGAAAUCACGUUUGCAGCUGAUAAUGCGUGGAGCUCGAGCUUCGAUAUGAAACAAUAAUCAUUUCUCCCCAAUCCACUACUGCACUCACUACCUACUGGAUAUCUUAAUAGCGCACAGACGGUGGAAAAAAAGAGAGCUUUUUUUGUUUUUGUUUUUUUUUUGUUGUUGUUCUUGUGUUUGCUUCUGUCACACGGGCGCCUUUUCAGUCCUCAGCGUUUUAAACCCAUCAUGACGUCUCCGGCGAAAUUCCGAAAAGACAAGGAGAUUAUAGCCGAAUAUGAAGCUCAAGUCAAAGAGAUCCGGGCUCAGCUGGUAGAACAGCUCAAAUGUCUGGACCAGCAGUGCGAGCUCCGUGUGCAGCUCCUCCAGGACCUGCAGGACUUCUUCCGCAAGAAGGCCGAGAUCGAAAUGGACUACUCGCGCAAUCUGGAGAAACUGGCUGAGAGGUUCCUGGCCAAGACACGCAGCACCAAGGACCACCAGUUCAAGAAGGAGCAGAAUGUGUUGUCUCCGGUGAACUGCUGGAACCUGCUGCUGACUCAGGUGAAGCGUGAGAGUCGUGACCAUGCCACCCUCAGCGAUCUCUACCUCAACAACAUCAUACCACGCUUUGCCCAGAUCAGCGAGGAUUCUGGACGCCUCUUCAAGAAGAGUAAAGAGGUGGGACUUCAGCUGCAGGAGGAUUUGAUGAAGGUCCUCAAUGAGCUGUACACGGUAAUGAAGACGUACCACAUGUACAAUGCGGAUAGCAUCAAUGCUGAGAGCAAGCUGAAGGAGGCAGAGAAGCAGGAAGAGAAGCAGAUGGGACGAGGGGCACGCCAAGAGGAGCGCCAAACACCACGCUCGCCUGACACACUCGCCAGCGUCAGGCUCGACGACAAGCCUGUUCGCCGGAGCUCUGUGAAAAAGAUCGAGAAGAUGAAGGAGAAGCGCCAAGCCAAAUACACUGAGAACAGGCUGAAAGCCAUCAAGGCUAGGAACGAGUACCUGCUGGCUCUGGAGGCGACCAACUGCUGCGUGUUCAAGUACUACAUUCAUGACCUCUCCGACCUCAUUGACUGCUGUGACCUGGGCUACCAUGCCAGCUUGCACCGGGCUCUGCGUACCUACCUCUCUGCUGAGUUUAACGUGGAGACGUCGAAGCACGGCGGCCUGGAGACCAUUGAGAAUGCAGCGGAGAACCUCGAGGCCCAGGCUGACAAACAGAGACUAAUGGAGACCUACAACAACACCUUCUGCCCUCCCAUACGCUUUGACUUCCAGUCUCAUAUGGGGGACCAGAUGGGCUACAUGUGCGCUCAGCAGCCACUACAGGGAGAACUUCUGCAGAGGUGCCAGCAGCUCCAGUCUCGUCUUUCCACACUCACGAUAGAGAAUGAGGAGGUGAAGAAGACCAUGGAAGCGACUCUGCAGACCAUUCAGGACAUGGUGACCAUCGAGGACUUUGAUGUGACUGACUGCUUCCACCACAGCAACUCCAUGGAGUCAGUGAAGUCCACAGUGUCUGAGUCGUUCAUGAGCAAACCGAGCCUGGCCAAGAGACGAGCCAAUCAGCAGGAGACUGAGCAGUUCUACUUCACGAAACUGAAGGAGUUCCUAGAGGGCAGGAACCUCAUUACCAAACUGCAGGCCAAGCAUGACCUUAUCCAGAAGACCCUGGGAGAGAGUCAGAAGACUGACUAUUGCCUUGCCAGCGGACGGAGGAACUCGACCGCGAGAAAACAGGAAUCUGCUCAGGUCAUACCGCUGAUCGUGGAGAGCUGCAUUCGCUUCAUCAGCCGACACGGCCUGCACCAUGAGGGUAUUUUCCGAGUGUCUGGCUCACAAGUGGAGGUCAAUGACAUUAAGAAUGCAUUUGAGAGGGGUGAGGAUCCUCUGGCUGGAGAUCAGAAUGAUCAUGACAUGGACUCCAUUGCCGGCGUCCUCAAACUCUACUUCAGAGGCUUGGAAAACGCCCUCUUCCCAAAGGAGGUCUUCCAUGACCUCAUGGCCUGUGUCUCCAUGGAGAAUCUCCAGGAUCGAGCUGCCCACAUUCGCAAGGUCCUUCUGUCUCUUCCCAGCAACACCCUGGUCAUCAUGCGCUACCUGUUUGCGUUCCUCAACCAUCUUUCCCAGUACAGUGAGGACAACAUGAUGGACCCCUAUAACCUGGCCAUCUGCUUCGGCCCCACACUCAUGUCUGUCCCUGAGGGUCAUGACCAGGUCUCUUGUCAGGCCCAUGUGAACGAGCUGAUCAAGACUAUCAUCAUCCACCACGAGAGCAUCUUCCCUGGGCCACGGGAGCUCGAGGGCCCUGUGUACGAGCGCGGAGGAGCCACUGAAGAAUACUGUGAUGGCCAACACAACGAGCCCCCCCUAGUGGACGAACCAGCACCUGAUACCGUCUCGGACACCCAUAACAGCGAUGAUGGCUCGUUGAACGUUUCAGAGUCGGACCCCAUCGAGGCCAUCGCACGCUUCGACUACUCGGGCCGUAACAACCGUGAGCUCUCGUUUAAGAAGGGCGCCUCGCUGCUGCUCUACCAGCGUGCUUCUGACGACUGGUGGGAGGGGCGACACAACGGCGUCGACGGCCUCGUGCCCCACCAGUACAUCGUUCUCCAGGACGUUGCGGAUGGUGGUUACACAGGUCGAGGCAGUCCAAAAGCUGACCUAGAGGGUCCCCAUGAUGGAGUAGAGGAGAAAGUGUCUACCAGAGGCAAUGCCAGCUCUCCCAUUGGAGGCCAUGUAGCUGAUAUCUAUCUGGCCAAUCUCAACAAGAUGAGGAAGCGUCCAGAAUCCAGUGGAAUCCGUAGAACGUUCCGGCCGGUAGACGGCACCGGCGAGGGCUUGUCCGUACCCACGGGAGGUCUGAGAGGCACUUCGUUGCCUGCAGCUGCGUUGCCCAAAGAGGGCACAGACAAGCGGCCACUGAGCGCCCACAGUGUCCUCAACUCCAUCACCCGCCACUCAUCCCUCAAAGCCAAGGUGGAGAGCCCUCAGUUCCGCAGAGGCACCCCUGCUGGACGCUCCAAGAGUUUUAGCAACCAUCGACCUCUCGACCCCGAAGUGUUCUCACAGGUUGAGCACAGCUCACAGGAAAUCCAGGCGACCAUGAGCACGGCACUGAGUGAACUGCAAGAUCUGGACAAGAAGAGCAGCAUGAAGCCGGCGCCUGACGUUGUGCUCGACACUCUGGAGCAACUGAAGAGCGGCGGAGCCUCCGAGCCAUCCAGCCCGCUGCACUCCCGUCCACUCCAGCACCAGCUCCAGUGCCCACUCCAGCGCAGCGCCAGCUCGGCCAGUGAUGUGCCCUCCGCCUCACGCCCGGUCAAGAGCCCAGCACCUAAGAGCCCUCUGUCCUCAGGAAUGACGGCCACUGCACUCUCUCCUUCCACUUCCACUUUCCGAGAUAACCGGCCGCCAGCCACCAGACCCAAACCUGCAGUCUUCCCUAAAAGUAGCAGCACCAGCAGCACCACUAGUAUCCCUCCAUCUCCCCCACCACCUCCUCCACCUACCGAUAAAUCCUGCCCGGCUUGAGAAAUCCGUAAAACCUUGCUUUAUCGUGAUUCCAGAAUCCAGCCGCUGUUUGAUCCUGAUUAGUCAGUGGAGGGAUAAAUAACUAACCUCGUUUAAUUAAUCCAUUAUGUACCGUAACCUCAAUUCUGAAAUGCAGUGUGUGGAUGUGAGUGUGUGUAUUGUCUGUGUGUGGUCCACAUGCACAUGGUGGGAUUUUUCAGCACUGUUGAAAACCCAAGAAAAAAAAUUCUGGCUGGGACGUGAACACUCUCGAUCCCUCUUUAUAAUCUAGGUUUAGUGAUUUAUUAUUAUUUUUUAAAGGGUUGUGAAUUGGAUUGGAUUAUUUUAGAAAAUAUGUAGCUGUGAAUAACUCUUAAGUUCCUUUCACUCUCUCUCACUUUAUACUUAAAUACUUACUCUCGAGGGAGCUGGACUUUACUUGUGCCAUGACGGAAACUGAACGUUACCGCAAUACUCUACUACGGACUCCAUAGCAUCGUGCUGGGGGAAAUAAUGUAUCUGUGUAUUUAUAUGCAGCUUUUUUAAGUACUGAGAUUGUGUCCAUGUUUUCGUCAGGAUAAGCGAUGUUGGCUUGUAUCCUCCUCACAUUGGAUAUACCUGCAUUUGGAAUUCAGGAUAAAGCCCAAAUGCUUCAAUACUUCUUCUCUGUAGGAAUUCCAGCAUGGCAACUUGCUUGCACUACUUUCUCUUGAAAAGUAAUACUACUUUCUUAAUGAUAACUGUUAAUGCUAACUUUUUUUAACACUGAUCAGCAGUUGUGAUAUAUAACUUUAGCCUGUUGGCCGAGAACUAUUAUUAACCAUUUAUCCACAAGCACCUGGCAAGGUCUCAGGACAAAAAAACAAAAAAAGGAAGUAGCAUCUCGCCUUAUUGUAUAACAUGAAGAGCAGCACUGUCGGAUAGUGUCGGUUUUUGAUCUUCACUUCACACCCACCAUAUCUUAUCUAGUUGAAUCAGUAGAAAACAAGUGGGCGGGAUCAUGGUGGUUUUUUGUCAGUAAAAAAAAAAAAAAAGGAGGCGCUGCUUACUACUAAGUAGCGCUCACAUUGAACUUUUGGCUUUCUGUUUUCUUACUUGUGCUUGGCCCCCAUAUGGAAAAAAAUAGAUAGCUAAUGUUACUUCUAAAUUCCCUCCAAAAUCACAUGCCCUCAGGAUAAUAGUGUGGCGAAAAUCCUGCACAAAAGUGGCCAAACGUUCAUGUAACUUGUCAGUCAGUACCUUUACAUGGACGACAAUAAUCCGAUAUUAACCCAGUUGAGACGACACUCUGAUUAAGAAACUACCAUGUAAACUGUGAUUAUUGAUGACCUUAAUCCGACUACAGUCAUACUCGAAGUAAACAUAAAUGGAAUUAUGACGUGUGGAAUAUUCCUGUUUUAGUCGCAUUAUGGAAGUGCAUUAUAGACAUGUACACACCUUAAUCACAUUAUUAACAUCGUGUGGGAGUUUUCACCGCAUUUUGCGACAGGACACAUACACACACGGCAGUGCUCAACCGUUUGACGGCAAACAAGAGACCACGGCUGCGUCCAAAACCGCGUACUUACCUACUAUAUAGUAGGAGAAAUACAUGUAUUCCAACUACUAUAUAGUAGGUAAGUACGCGGUUUGGGACGUAGUCCACGGCUUCAAGCAGUCUUCUAUUAGCACGUAUAGCACGAUAAAUAAUUAACUACACUUGAAGCUUACGUAAAAUUAAAAAUGAAACACUCAGAACUGUAUACGGUACCAUAACGAAGAUGACCUGUAUGUUGAUACGUGAAAUUCUGGAGGGAACAUUGAACAGCGUGGCGUGGGGACGUAAUGACGUGUGCCAUUAAUCCAUCUAUGUUCUAUAACAUGUAAAAAGGGGAACAUGAAAGGAAUAUCCUAAAAGUAACUCAUAUAAACACCUUAAUCAGAAUAUUGUCUUAUUCAGAAUAAUGUCAAUAAUUAGAUUACUGCUGUCCAUGUAAAAGUAGUCACUGUCACGUGACCAAUCAGUCUGAUGCUACAAAAAAUGCCCGAGUCGGAGAAUUUGACAUCUGAUUCAGUUGGUAGAUAAAAUUGUGAGAUUAUUUGAAACAGCAGGUGAAACACCAAACUCUAAUGGAAUUGCACACCAGUCAAUAGAAGAGACCUCAAGACACUGGCGGCAUCCUUACCUGACAGGAUUCAGCUCUAUUACUGGGCCGAUAUGCAGCGUAACCAAGUAUUAAGGGGGAAAAAAAUUACACAGCCGACCAAUUUUUGUCCAGGGAGCAACUUUUUUGCCUUUAUACCUCCCAGCUUGACUAUACAGCAAAUCUUAAAACUUGCAUGGUGCAUAAGGUAAAGCUUCACUGCUUCUCAAACCUUUCCAUUCUUAUACCAGAUUCACAAGCACUUCUUCAUAGCUUACUCUUCAUAUUUCUCCUACAGUUCCUUAUCAGUAGACAUAAUCCAGCAGAACAGAGGGUAUUUCUGUGUAUACCUGUAAUUAUUAAGAUUUAGAUUAUAACUGGAAAAAAAAUGCUAAAGUGAGGAAUGUCUUGUAAAUUUGGUGACGUAUUGAUGCAAAAAAAAAUAAUAAUAAUGGUUUCCUUCUGCCUUACCUGAAUUUAUUUACAAUUCUCGUGGGCCUUGCGUUUGCAUCAUGCUAAUUGUGUAUCUGUAAGUAUGUUUCUAUGUAUGUUUAUAUGUAUGUAUAGUGUAAACCUCCUAAUGGAGGCAGUUCGUUGAUAUUUGAUCAAAACUUUAAACAGUCCACGGGAUUUGACUGUGGAUAUACAGAUUUACGAAAUGGCAGACACUUUUCUUAGUCUUUAUGUGAAAAUUAAGGAUGAGAGCACGCCCUAAACUGGGAUCAGGUUAAUCCAACUCCUCAGUUUUUAGGAUUUAUCUCAGUGUUGUUAGAGUUACUGUCAGCCCAAGAUUUUUUGGAUUGGAGAUUUUGUGACAAACCAGUCUUCUGCAUGUUUAUAUAUUUCCCCAGAUCUCUUAACUACAUAAAAUUGCCAGGCCGUUUUAUCUCAAAUCUGCGCCUCUUUCUCAGUUCAUCUAAUCUAUGUAUGCUUUUUAAAGAUUUUUCCCGAGACACCUUGACUAUUUACAAGUCUUGAUGUGGUGGAUGGGAGUAAAAAUAAUGUUGGGUGUGUGUUUUGAAGUCAGGAAGAAAAAACAUGCAUGGGGCCAGUUGAUUUUUUUUCAAUAAUUUUUCUUUUUUCAAGGGCAAUGAAGACCCAUUUAUUAAAAGCCUUAACAGCAUGGAAAUGGUGAGAAAUGCCUAGAAACUCUUCCAACCUGAAAGACCAGGAAAAAAAAAAAAUCAGCAACUUAGCGAAGCGAAAUUUUAAGAGGUCAUCUUUUCUAGGAAAACUUUUUGGAUGUUAUUUUGUUCUGUGUUGUGUUGCAAUUCUCUACAUGUCUUAACUGGUGAAUUAGGUAUAUCUCUGUGUGCUAUGAUUGGAAAUUUACUCUUUGUGUUGUUCCUAAUACCUCAUAAAAGGCAACUGGAAACCAAAUUGGAAUGAAAAAAAGAAAAAAAAGAGGCAUUAACAUGCAUAAAACAUAAUUAACUCAUGCAAAGUGCUUGGUGAGAUGUUCUGUCUUAAUGUGUAACUUUUUUUUUUACUGUGCUGUUGGCUGAAGUCUCAGUUUACAUAUUACACACAUCUUUAUAUUUUCAAGUCUGCAAUUUUAAACCCGAUUCUUAAUUUGCACUUGAAUCUGCAUUGUAUGUUGGUGAACAGAUUGAGCGAGGGUUUGCUUUUUUUUUUUAUCGUAACUAUUGUUAAAUGUGUAUUUCCUAUCCAUUUUAAACAAGGCUGUAAAAUGAACUGUUUUGUCAGAGGUAUUUAUAGUCGUCCAUUCGAGUAUAUGUUAAUGAGAGAAACCUGUGUUCAGAUGUACUUUGUAUAUACAAUGGUGUACAUUACAGAGGUACAUUCUUUCUCUUUGGUUUUCUUUCUUUCUUUCUUUCUUUCUUUUUGGAGAGGGGAGGGGUACAGGAUUGUACAGUAAUAGCAAUAGUAGUUUACUCUCAAAUACACCUUAUAUAAUUCCAUGCAUAGUUCUUGUAGUAAACAUUUUUUUAAUAAACCGCUUGCUAUACA
This is a messenger RNA of Ictalurus punctatus (channel catfish), 7973 nucleotides long. RefSeq names its product SLIT-ROBO Rho GTPase activating protein 2 (gene srgap2). Bases 607 to 3900 code for a protein of 1097 amino acids. Gene Ontology annotation, biological process: negative regulation of cell migration; signal transduction. NCBI's taxonomy places the organism in Eukaryota, Metazoa, Chordata, Actinopteri, Siluriformes, Ictaluridae. Gene Ontology annotation, cellular component: cytoplasm. The record is from RefSeq and is a predicted model, not a curated record. The transcript has 23 exons. Gene Ontology annotation, molecular function: protein binding.